AUGAGGGAUAUGAGGAACUACCCAUCAGCAGGAGGCCAUGCUGCAGAUCCAUGGUGCUACGGCCCCGGCGACGCCGACGCUGCCGCCGCCGCCGGCCGCGACACCACGGGCUUCCCCCUCGACAUGAUCGCGGACUACUCCACGGAUGAUCUCUUCGAGCUGGUGCGGGAACAAGAACAAGGAGGAGGAGACGGCGGCGCACCGGGGUUGAGGUCGACGACGAUGCGGCCAGUCGCCGCCGAGUCCUGCCUCUGGUCGCCGCCGCCGCCCGAGGUGCGGUUCGAACCGCCGUCGGAGGCCCAGAUGGCGGCGUGGCUCCGCACGAUCGUCAGGGGCGAGGAGCUCGCCGUCAACGACGACGGCGGUGGCCGGGAUGUGCCGGCGGAGAAGGGGUCCAGCGAUAAUGCGUCGACGUCGACGACGGACUCGAAAGAAAAGCAUCCGGCGGUGACGGAAGGGAUGCAGAGACGAAGGCACAAGAUAAACGAGCGGCUCAAGACCCUGCAGCAACUCGUCCCCGGAUGCGACGACAAGUGUUGUCUUCUGAGUUCUGACAUCAUGGAGAUCGUCGGCUUCUUUUCUGUGUGCAAUUUUCAGUCCAACCAGGCCUCGACGCUGGACCAGACCAUCCAGUACCUGAAAUCGCUGCAGCACCAUGUCCAGGCGAUGUCCAUCGGCCCUGCCCGUCCGGCGGCGGCGGCGGUCCCUGUCGUGCCACCGCAGUACGCGCCUCCGGGGGCGCCGCCGGUGAUGCCAGCAGCUCCGGUGGUCCUCGCCGCCUCCGCUCAGACGACGAUGGUUCCCUUCGGUGCCAUGCUUCAGACGAUGCCACACUACCCUGCUGCCGUGCCGGUGAUGAUGCCUGCACCCGCGGCGCCCCUGUCGUACUCGUACCCGGCGGCGCCUCCUCCGAGGGCGGCGGCGGUAGCGCCGGGAGGUGCCGGGUCGUCGUCUGCCAGCCAUCGACAUGGCUCAAGCAGCAGAAAGGGAAAGGGCGGUAGGAGCCUGCGCCAUAAACACUGA
Panicum virgatum (switchgrass) is the source of this 1023-nucleotide messenger RNA. RefSeq names its product transcription factor bHLH127-like. Gene Ontology annotation, cellular component: nucleus. Lineage: Eukaryota; Viridiplantae; Streptophyta; Magnoliopsida; Poales; Poaceae. The transcript is spliced from 4 exons. The coding region runs from base 1 to 1023 and encodes 340 amino acids. The record is from RefSeq and is a predicted model, not a curated record. Gene Ontology annotation, molecular function: protein dimerization activity.